UAAACACGCAGUUCUCUUCCUGUUGCUUUCGCGUGGUUUUUGUUGGGUUUUGUUUUCCGGAAGCGUGAUUCCUUUGAUCAAGCUAGUUAACGCCACAGUAUCGAGAGAUGUAACGAGCGAGUCUCGUUUCCAGCUCUGCCUUUCAGCUUAACAAGCAAAGACCAGCGUUAGCUGCCUGGUGGGUUAUGGAAAUAGACGGUCGAGACUUUCUGAAGACCCCUGCUGUGAAGACGGUCAGGUUUGGAGGUAGUGUUGCGGAAACGUUAGAGAAACACAAACACGGAGACUCGAGUGAUUAUGAACUCCUGAAACAUCAGCUGGUUGAUCCUGAGAUAAAGGAUGCUCAGAUCAUCAACUGGCUGCAGGAAUUUCGGUCUUGUGUGACCCACCUGACCAAGGAUCAUGAACAGCUCAUUUAUACUAUACUG
This is a messenger RNA of Neolamprologus brichardi, 428 nucleotides long. The record is from RefSeq and is a predicted model, not a curated record. NCBI's taxonomy places the organism in Eukaryota, Metazoa, Chordata, Actinopteri, Cichliformes, Cichlidae.